GCAAACGUCAUCAGUACGCGACAGUACGUGGGAGGACCUUAAAGGACGCACAGUCGAGGAUAGAUGGACUAAUUUAAAAGCCGUGUUAAGAUAGCGCCAUGGCGCUGUCAUGUCUCACGCGGGCUCUGCGCUCGCUCUCUCUGUCCCCGCCUGUCGGCUUGUCUUCACAGGCAGUUGUACAGACUAAACUGAGAGCUCAAAUCAGCCCCAACAAUCCGCUGUCAUUGCCAAGUGCAACUUUUAUCAGCAAUGUACAACAAUGCAGAGGGUUCCUCACUACAGCAUCUCUGGACCAGAACCGAAGAUACUGGAAACAGAGGGAGAAGUACACAAUCAGGCCCAUUGGCAUGAGAAAGACAGGCGGCAGAGAUUAUACAGGAAAGAUACAGACACACGGCAUAGGCGGUGGCCACAAACAAAGAUACCGCUGGAUUGACUUCCAGCGGCUGAACUAUGAACCAGGCAAAGAGGGCCAGCCCUUCGAUGAGAAGGUUGUUGAAGUCCGCUACGACCCAUGCAGAUCUGCAGACAUUGCUCUGAUAGCAGGAGGUAACAGGAAACGGUGGAUUAUCGCCACAGAGAACAUGCAGUCUGGAGACAUCCUCAAAACAUCUGCAGUUAUUGGACGCAUGGCAGUCUCAGCCAAUGAGGGUGACGCCUACCCACUUGGGGCUCUACCUGUGGGCUCACUUGUGAACAACCUAGAGAUCUAUCCGGGGAAGGGAGCAGAGUAUAUCCGCGCUGCAGGCACAAGUGGGGUUUUGCUCCGUAAAGUAAACGGAACAGCAAUUGUCCAGCUUCCAUCAAAACGGCAAGUUCAGGUGCUGGACACUUGCAUGGUGACGGUGGGCCGCGUGUCCAAUGUCGAUCACAAUAAGCAAAUCAUCGGGAAAGCAGGUCGCAACCGCUGGCUCGGCAUUCGCCCUUCAAGUGGCUUGUGGCAGAGGAAGGGAGGCUGGGCAGGACGCAAGAUCAGACCGUUGCCACCGAUGAAGAGUUAUGUUAAUCUGCCUUCGAUCGCCGCUACAUAAGGACACCGUGAGCCUGCUGUUUAGAUGUUGUCCUGUUUUUACCGAACGAGUUCGGUAAAAACUCUGUAAUGCCAUUUAUUGUUUGUCAUUAAAUUGGAAGUCAUUAAAAGAGCAGUAAACCUUUUUUGACAAGGCUCAGCGUUUUCGGUUUUUAUUGUUCAAAGCCAUCCAGCAUGCCGAAUUUCGCCACAAGAGGGCACUGUUACAUAACCUCACACGAACAUGAACAACUUUUGGCUCCGCGGAAACAUAAAAUCCGGGUGAAAAUCAGUUUAAAUUGAUCUGCUCCUUUUAAAACAUCUGGGUAUUUUUCGGUGAAAAUCAGUAAUAAGCAAAAACGCUGAGCCUUGGGUAUGGACUUAAGAUGGUAGAACCGAACCCACACGGCCACCAAUG
Lampris incognitus (smalleye Pacific opah) is the source of this 1427-nucleotide messenger RNA. RefSeq names its product mitochondrial ribosomal protein L2 (gene mrpl2). The transcript is spliced from 8 exons. The coding region runs from base 99 to 1031 and encodes 310 amino acids. The record is from RefSeq and is a predicted model, not a curated record. Gene Ontology annotation, biological process: cytoplasmic translation. Gene Ontology annotation, molecular function: structural constituent of ribosome; RNA binding. Gene Ontology annotation, cellular component: ribosome. NCBI's taxonomy places the organism in Eukaryota, Metazoa, Chordata, Actinopteri, Lampriformes, Lampridae.